AUGAUUUUCUGCUAUUUAAGUAAAAGAAACAACAAAAGAAAACCAAAAGACUUUACAACUUGUAAUAAAAAUUAUAAUUUUUAUAAUAAUUUAGAAUAUUUUGAGCAUACUUAUGGAGAAAAAAAUUUUGAAAAAAUUUUAGAAACAAAUAAUUUUAUAAGAUUAGUCAGAAAUCCUAUUGAAAGAUUAAUUAGUGGAUUUAUGCAUUUGUGUUAUUAUGGAACUACAAUUACAAAUGAACAUUAUUGUUAUGGAUGUGAUAAAAACAUUACUUGUUUUGUAAAUGUACUUGAAAAUAAAUUAUGGGAAACUUUUAACAAUAAUUUUUAUCUAGAAAAUAAUAAAGAAAAUGAAUACAUUUAUCAUUUUUAUCCUCAGACAUGGAGUUGUGAAUAUUAUAAAUUAAAUCAUUUAUUCACUUAUAUUAAAUAUAACUCUUCAGAUAGAAAUACUUACUCUAAAAACAUUAAUGAAUUUCUUAAGAAAAAUAAUGUUAAUCAACAUGCUUUAAGUUUUAUUAAUAAAAAAAUUCAUAAAUUUAAAACACAACAUAUGACUCUAUCAAAAAAUGAAACUACAAUUUACAAAGAUGCACUAUAUAAUGAUCCUUUUUUGUUGCAAAAAGUAUGUUCAAUUUAUUACUAUGACUUUAUUGAAUUUGAUUUUGAGUUUCCAAAAGAAUGUAUAAAUUUAACAAAUAUUAAUUUGAAUAAUAGAAUUUAA
Messenger RNA from Strongyloides ratti, 723 nucleotides. Its product is annotated as Sulfotransferase family-containing protein. Gene Ontology annotation, biological process: positive regulation of response to oxidative stress. The transcript has 2 exons. Lineage: Eukaryota; Metazoa; Nematoda; Chromadorea; Rhabditida; Strongyloididae. Gene Ontology annotation, cellular component: membrane. Gene Ontology annotation, molecular function: chondroitin 4-sulfotransferase activity. The coding region runs from base 1 to 723 and encodes 240 amino acids. The record is from RefSeq and is a predicted model, not a curated record.